Molecule: messenger RNA, 866 nt
Organism: Eurytemora carolleeae
Lineage: Eukaryota; Metazoa; Arthropoda; Copepoda; Calanoida; Temoridae
Exons: 4
Coding region: 76-777 (233 amino acids)
Source: RefSeq, a predicted model, not a curated record
UUCAGGUUCUAAAAAUGAUAAAAUAUCCUAGUUGAAGGGAGGAAUCUAAACUUGGUAACAGGAUGAUCAUUCAUCAUGUUCAGGUUUGAAGAAACCGUUUUCAUUUCUAUUGUUGGAUCAUGUUCAGCUCUUGGUCUCGGUAGACGGAUUUCAGGAGGAGGAGAAGGGCAUGAUAAGACUGGAAGGUAUGAGGAGAAGGUUGUAACCCAUGAUCCUGUUUGCAUCAUCAUCAUCUCCGUCCUCUCAGCAAUCCUCUUCUCCCUUGCGUUAUAUAAGAUAGUCCAACUCUGCACACGACUUUUCAGGAUUGAAGAAAACUCCUGUUCCUGUUUGCAGGAGGAUAUUUGGACUCUAUCCAAACCUGAUCUUGGAUACAUCAAACGUGACCAAGUGGAUAUAAAGACUCUACAUAAACAUGUAAUUGGACAUUCUAAAUCUGUAGAUGAAUAUUCUAAAUCUGUAGAUGGAUAUUCUAACCUUGUAGAUGGACAUUCCAACCCUGCCUUAUCUCUCACGCUUCUCAAUCUAAAUCUUACAAACUGUUCUUGUUAUAAGUUCUCUCCAACCUCAUAUCCAACAUCUAGCAACCUUCUCCCAUCCUCCUCUUUUUCUUCUCACCCAUCCUCCCUCAGCCUUUUCCCAUCCUCUCCUUCCACUCGUCCGACCUCGCUCAGCCUUUUCCCGUCCUUCUCUCCAUCUUCCGAACCUGAUCUACCCUUUGAUCUAUCGAAAGCUGAGCAAUUGGAAAAAGUUUCAACAUUAAUCGAUGAAAAUUGAUUUUAAUCUAUUUUAAACAAUUCAGCUGAAUAACGAGGAAAAUUGAUUCCCAAAAUUAAUCCAAUCGAUUAAAUACAUCAUGCUCAAGA